Cladocopium goreaui is the source of this 1476-nucleotide messenger RNA. The record is from the annotation of a GenBank genome assembly. Lineage: Eukaryota; Dinophyceae; Suessiales; Symbiodiniaceae.
GGGCUCAAAUUACUGCCGGGUUCCGUGCCACACGAAUUUUCUUCAAGAAGAAUGGCCGAGAAGUUCAGGAGCAAGAUCGGCAACAGCUACGCCAAGAAGGACAUUGAAGAUUGGCAACCCAGGCUCAAGGCGGAGCUGGGCGAUCUGAAACGCGUUUCGGCCAACCGCCAGUGCUUUGACUGCGGUGCCGCCGAUGUGACCUGGGCGUCGCCGAAGCUGGGGACCUUCCUAUGCGUCACUUGCUCGGACAUUCACCGUGCGGCUGGUGCGCACAUCACUUGCGUGAAGAAUUUCAGCACCUACCUGUGGUCACCCGAUGAAGUGGAAAUGAUGCGCGCCGUUGGAAAUCGACGUGCGAAGGAGCUUUAUCGGCGAGGUGCCUCAUUGUCUUGGCAGCCGCAGGACUCAAAGGAGCGCAAGGUGAAGCUGUGCACUGAGCUCUACGGAUCCGAGGCAGUCCAGCGCGCCGUCCAGCAGAACAUCGCCGCGGCGACCGCCAGCGGAUCCAGCGGAUCCAGCGGCGCAGCGGCGGCGGCGUCAGCAGCUGCGGGCUACGUGGCGGGUGCGGAUGCGGCGCCGGUACGGAAAACUCAGGAGGGCCCCAACUGGUUGGAUGACUGGACGGUGCCAACGGUACCGUUGCCGGUGCCCACGGUGCCCGUCACCGGCGAUCUCUUGGACUGGUCGACUCGGUCGACACCGAAGCCAUCGCCAGUUGUGCAGCAUGGCGAUCGGCAACCUAUGGUGGCGCCAGCGAGUAAACCAGUGGAUGACCUGCUAGACAUCUUCGGCGAUGCCCCGCUAGCGCCGGGUCCAGUGCCCAGCUGCGGCAUGCAGGCGGAGCGUGAAAAGGACUUCUGGGACUCCGCUGCAAUCUGUACAGGAACUUCAGCCGACCUUCGCCGGAAAAGGAUGAAAAAGGGGGGCGGAUCCGUGAUGGGCGCUGUGUUUUUGGGUUUCCAGACUCAUAUGGAACUCGAAAGAAGCCAGUUGAGCAGGCUGAAUGACAGUCCAUGUGGUCAACGGCUGAUCGCUUGGGGCGCGGGUGAUGCGCGUGGCCUGAUGCUGCUGUACUACAACAAGAGCUUCUUUUGGCUGUUGGUGGAGCGGCGUGGGAGCGUUUUCUACCGACCCUUGGCGGGAAGAUGCGGGGAGGGCGCGAACGGCAGGGAUGUGAUUCGCUGCUUGGGGGCAUCCUGGUGGCAGGCCUUGGGGUACUGGUCCAAUGGUGGCACCUCGGACGGAAGCGAUUUUUUGAGGCGACGCUUCCAAGCCUUGGGUGCCGGCGUGACCUUUUCCAUCGUCUUUCGCACCCAAUUGGCCUGGAACCGCUACUGGGAGGCGGUGACCCAGUUGCACUUUAUGUACAGCAAAUGGGCCGACGCCUUCAGUCAGUUCCAAGCCUUCGCAGAAGUGACCCGCAAAGCCGCCAUGGAUAAGGGCGAUCAGAAACAAAAGCGCCUCAAGGUGAACUAA